Messenger RNA from Trifolium pratense (red clover), 2249 nucleotides. RefSeq names its product RNA-binding NOB1-like protein. NCBI's taxonomy places the organism in Eukaryota, Viridiplantae, Streptophyta, Magnoliopsida, Fabales, Fabaceae. Gene Ontology annotation, biological process: ribosomal small subunit biogenesis; maturation of SSU-rRNA. Gene Ontology annotation, cellular component: preribosome, small subunit precursor. The record is from RefSeq and is a predicted model, not a curated record. The transcript is spliced from 6 exons. The coding region runs from base 122 to 2014 and encodes 630 amino acids. Gene Ontology annotation, molecular function: RNA endonuclease activity.
AUUUAUUUUUAUAAAAAUAAAAAUACAAUCGAACAAAACACCAGUGUCUUCCCAAACCCACCUAGAACCCUAACGGCGCCAAACCUUUUUUUCACACCGCCGAUCAAAUCACAGUUAAAUCAUGGAGGAACCGCCAAAAGCAUCAUGCUGGAGCAAUAUAGUGAAGAAAGAGCCACCGCCACCUCAAAAACCACAACCACUUUUACAAACCGAACAAGUUUUAGAAGAUGCUCGUAACCAUCAUGGGAUCUCCGUUGCCAUUGUUGAUGCAAAUGCCGUUAUUGCUGCCGGUGAAAAGCUUCACGGUAUUGCUGAUAAGUUUGUCUCUGUACCGGAAGUUAUGGAGGAAAUUCGUGACCCCGUUUCUCGCCAUAAACUUUCGUUUCUUCCCUUUACUAUCCAAACUAUGGAACCAACCCCUGAAUCUAUCAACAAAGUUAUCAAAUUUGCUAGGAUUACUGGUGAUCUACAGACUCUAUCAGAUGUGGAUAUCAAACUCAUGGCUCUAACUUAUACUUUGGAGGCUCAGAUUCACGGAACAAAACAUCUCAGGGACAGCCCACCUCCGGUGCAAAUGCUAAAUGUGAAGAGGUUACCUGAGAAGGACAUGCCUGGAUGGGGGUCAAAUGUUCCUAAUUUGGAAGAGUGGGAAGCAUUGGAACGCGAAACUGAGGAUAAUGCAAAUUCCAAUUCGAGAAUCCUUCCUUUGCAGGACUUGAGUUUGAAUGUUGUUGCUCAAGAUGAUCAAUCUGUAGAUGGUUCAGUAGAGCAUACGAGUGAAAGUCCUUUGGGAAUUCUGGAGGGUGAUGAAAGUGGUGGUUCAAUGAGCCGUAAGAAUUAUAUGCCUGAGAAGAAAGUGAUAAACAUUGAAGGGAAGACGGUGGCUGAUGGAAUUGAUGCAUCUCAAGGACAAGUUGAUGAAAAUGAAGGUGAUUGGAUGCCUGCUGUCAGUCGUAGUACUCACAGGAGAUUUCUAAGAAGGAAAGCUAGACGCGAGUACUAUGAUGCAUUAUCCAGUACUCAAGAUCAACAAGAUGUGGAAGAAAACAUCGAUGGUAGUGUUUAUGAAGAUGACACGGCUUCAAACUGUGAUGUUCAUCAAAGUGAUGAUGAGAAGCAUAUGGAAAAUGUUGUUUCCAAGAAGGAUGUGAUAUUUGCCGAGAACACUGAUGGUGAAGCUCUCUCUGCAACUCUGAAGCAAAUGACUCUGGAAGAAGGUUCUCUUGAAGUUCUUAAUGAAGAACAGAAACUAAGUUUGUCUCCUGAAGAAUUGCAGUCAGGCAAUGAUAGACUACUGGAAAGUGCAUCAGAUGGUAGUGCACUUAUGGAUGCUAAAUCAUGUGAGACAGAUUCAGUCGAUGACAAAGCAAGUCACUCGGAGAUUGCAAGCCAGACCAGUGAAGCUGCUGAUGUUUCAUAUGCAGAUGAUGGCACCAGUGAGCAAAGUUGGAUGCUUAGAUCUUUGUCCGAAUCAACUGUGGCCUGUAUAACCGGUGACUUUGCAAUGCAAAAUGUUCUCCUCCAAAUGGGUUUGCGCUUGCUGGCACCUGGAGGAUCACAGGUACACCAACUGCACAGAUGGAUACUUAAGUGUCAUGCCUGUUUUGCUGUUACUGCUGAAAUCGGAAGGAUUUUCUGUCCAAAAUGUGGAAAUGGUGGCACCUUAAGGAAGGUAGCUGUCACUGUUAAUGAAAAUGGAGUAAUGUUGGCAGCCCGUCGACCCCGAGUUACUUUACGUGGCACCAAGUUUUCAUUGCCAUUACCCCAAGGUGGAAGGGAUGCAAUGACAAAAAACGUUAUUCUCCGUGAAGAUCAACUACCUCAAAGGAUACUUCAUCCUAAAACAAGGAAGAAAGCCAACAAGGACGAUGAUUGCUUUCUGCCGGACAGUGUCUUCAGCCACCACAAUUAUAAGGGAACUCCUUUCACGCCUCCUGUAAGGAAAGCAUUAGCAGUUUUCAGUGGGAAGAGAAAUCCAAACGACAAUCACUACUCACGCUCUAAGCGUAAGUAGUGGAUGUUCAAAAUUUCUGUUGCCUGGCUUUUCUGCCCCUCAAUUUUGUUUCUUAUUGCUUUAUGUUGAAUGUUACCUGGAAGGUUGUUUAAGUUAUAAAAUAACAUGAUUUAAAGCAUGCUUCAUUUAUAUAUAAGAUUUAGUUUGGGUGAUGUAUGGAACAUGAUUAACAUCAUGAUUUGGAUUUUAUUUGCCCACUGGUAUGGUGUGAAAGCAUAAUCAGUUUUGCACUCUA